Molecule: messenger RNA, 3094 nt
Organism: Bactrocera tryoni
Lineage: Eukaryota; Metazoa; Arthropoda; Insecta; Diptera; Tephritidae
Exons: 2
Coding region: 2371-2796 (141 amino acids)
Source: RefSeq, a predicted model, not a curated record
GCAAAUUUCAAAAGCGAAUGAAAUGGAAGCAAAACAAAGUGAAAACAAGCAACCGCCAGCAAUGUAGGCUCAGCAUAAAAAAUCGAAAAAAACAAGCAGUUGGCGCGACGACACAGCACGCUCCGGCUCGAUGGCUGGCUAGCUGGUUGCAUGGCUCGUCGGUUGCUUGGCUGACAAAAUCAUUCCAAAUGACGGUUGGCAGGCUGGCACUGGCGAGCGAAAAAUAAACUCAACAAAGGAAAAAAAGAAAUGAGUACCGCAGCAGCGCACUACCGCAACGCAAUAGCAGACAAAAACAAAAACAAAAAAACUAAAAGCUCCCAAUGGAAACGGAAAAAAUCAGCAAACAAAGUGAGCGAACAGGCAAGUAAAAAAUGCUAGAGCAAGUGUGUGCGUCUUUGAGUGGCGCUGUGGCAGGGUAGGUGCGCACCAAUGUGGCGAAAAAGUGAAGCAAAAAGAAUAAAAGGUAAAACACAAAUGCAAUGAAGUGACAAAAAAGUCAAAGACAAAGAAAAACGCGGGAGACAGCAAAAUUAAAACGCUUUGGCGACUGUUGGGUAGCUAACUGCCGGUGUUGGCAAUCACCAACAAGCGCAGUAGUGGCGUUUUUCGUGACGUUAUCGACAUACACACCCAUUCAAACAGCAGAGAAUUUAUGUGCGAUCCAACGAAACGAACAAGAAGAAGCACGCAAAAGGAAAUUACUACGACGUCGCCGCCAAUAGCGAGAGGUGAUGGCGACGAAUCAACGCGAAAAUUGCCCAGCAAGCCGACUGUCCAUUAGGCAAAUAAGAAAUAAAAGUAAAAAGAGCAACGCAACGACCCAACUGAAUGGAUGACUGCCUGGCUGGCUCGCUGGCUUGGUGGCCUGCCGACUGGUUCAUUGGCAGCGCAAGCAAACGACGACUUCAAUGGCACAUUAUUCUUAUUUGCCAAUAAGCGACUGAAUGUAAAUAGGAAUGGCGAUGUAUGCACAUCUAUGUGCGAAUGUCUGUAUGCAUGUGUGUACAAAUGCCAUAUAUUUAAUGACUGGCUGGCUAGCACGCAAGCAGGAGAGCAGUGGCGGCUGCUUGAGCGGCGUUCGCUAUGGUGGCGGCGUUGAUGAUGACAAUGACGAUGGUAAAUAACGCUUGGCAACGCGCAACAGCAGAAACACCAACAACAAGAAGCGAAUGAACAAUAACCAGCAUUAAAACUGCUGUGGCAGCGACGGCUGGCCAAGCUUGUUGGCAAAGCCAUCUCAAAGCAACAGAGCGGCAACACGGCACGUAUUUUCGCCAGCGCAAGCAGUCAGGCGAAGGAAGUUCGAGUGUGCAAUGUGCAUGCGCGAGGGGGUUUGGAUGAGGUAUGAAAGAGCGGCAAGCAAAAGCGUAGUGAAAAAGGAAAACAGAAACGCGAAAAGCUUUUCGCAGACAAAAAUGGAGGAGGGGAACAACACAUGACCGCAUGGGCACAUGACGAACAGGCAGACGGAUAAGCAGAAUGUGGGGAACGGCUGCCGCAGUCACGGCGUGCAAAUUACGGUUGACGACGGCACACCAAUAAUCACAGCAACACAAAUGGCCUCGUUGUCCCGAGCAGGGUGAUCUAAGCUAAGGCUGCGUAGGCCGAGGGAAGCAAUGGAAGCAAGGGUUGAGACGCAAUCACUGAAGCCUAACCGCACAGAAAUGUUGCUCCUGACUAUGGCUGCUAUAGCUGAGACUGGUGGUGGCUAGUAUCGUUCUGGCCGCAACGUUGCCAAAUGGAUGGCAGUAAAAAUGCGUUGAGUUUUGCUGUUGAGCAGAAAACGGGGCGCAUAAAAUCGCAAAACGCAAUUCAGUUUGUUUCUAUUUUUAUAUUUUUUAUGGUUAUUAUGUAUUUUUUUCGACUCAAACAUUCCCUUUUUGCACACAUAUGUUACAGCUGGCAUUCUCGACAGCAGCCAGGCGCGCUACUGAUAAACCUGUGGGGGGGUUUAUAGCGAAAGCGUAUUACACACGACCAUGGCAUAUGAAUGUAUGUAUGCAUUGAAAUGCACACACGCAAUAUUAAAAUAGCGCUCGCAGCAGAAGCCAACCAGCCAUUAAGAGCGAAACGAAGCAAAAAUGCUAUAGUUGUGGGGCAUGAUGAAGUAGAAUGGAGUGACCGGUCAGCCUGUCACUGGAUGAAAGUAGGAUCCGAUGGGUGUUGUUUUUAUUGUAAUCGCACAUUGUAUAUUACUGACUAGCAACGUGAUGAUGGUGAUGGUGAUAACGAUGAUGAAGUAGCAGCACACAACCGCCUGACGAACGGCGAAAUGAAUCGUGAAGCCAGACACUGUUUCAACGCGGCAUAUGACGAACUGAUACACAUACAUACAUAUGUAUGUACAUUCAUAUAAACACAUAACACAUGCCAAUAUAUUGCAGCUUAUAUGCCCAUAAAAUUAAUAGCUCUCCGAGGAGAGUGCACAUGGGUCAGUGCAAGGUAGAGGGCGAUUUGACUAGUGUCGGCUUUUCGGCAAACCGACUGCAGAUACGAGCCGUUAUAUUCGGUCAACGCGUAACACUCGCGCAAAACGCCAACGGUUGCGGUUGGGCAGAUAGGAAACUCAAAUACGUGUAUUGGGACGUUGUUGCGAAUGCAGAUGAUAUUGCGAACGGAAGUGGGCGAGUUGAAGAGUGUGUUGUUUUCCACCAUAAUGAAGACAAUGAUCCUAAACACACUCCGAAAAUUGUUAAAGAAUGGAUGCUUUAUCACAUAUCCAUGCAAUUGGAUCACCUCAUAUUCACUGGACCUCAAUCCCAUCGCGCAUAUAUUGGAUCACGACCAAACUAGAAAAAGAACGAUCAGCAGGAAGGACAUGCUCAAAGAAGUUAUUGUAGAAGAAAGGCGAAAAAUUUUACCGGAAGUAACAGGAAAUCUCAAUUCAAUGCCGCGUCGUUUACAAGCUCUAAUUAGCACACAAGUAAUAAAAUAUGUUUCCAUCACUUAUUGUUCUUUUCUUUUAAGUCUUCUGUUCUUAACUUUUGUUGUUGUAAGAAUUCUGUUUUUCUUUUCCAUAAACUUGAAGACUAUUAAAUACCAUUUAAAAGGAAUAUAAAUUGCUGCAAUAUAUCACUUAUCAAAUACUGAA